Messenger RNA from Pleuronectes platessa (European plaice), 2355 nucleotides. RefSeq names its product secretory carrier membrane protein 3 (gene scamp3). Gene Ontology annotation, cellular component: recycling endosome membrane; trans-Golgi network membrane. The record is from RefSeq and is a predicted model, not a curated record. The transcript has 9 exons. The coding region runs from base 416 to 1447 and encodes 343 amino acids. Lineage: Eukaryota; Metazoa; Chordata; Actinopteri; Pleuronectiformes; Pleuronectidae. Gene Ontology annotation, biological process: protein transport.
GCAGUCACAUGACCUCGAUGGCUGGCCACUUUCUGAUCGUCGCUUGUUUUCCUGCAGGACAGAAAAAUGUCGGCGGUGUGUUGAAGUCGCGCUCCAGCCUGGAUCCUGACCACCGGGACUGAAGAGGACAACCAUCCGGGUGAUAGCACCUCCGACCAGCGUGUCUCCUACACCGCGUUCACCUGACAUCUUUCUUUGCAGAGACAUGGUCGCCGGAGGAGGGGCGGGUAGCUAGCUCAGAGGAUAACACCCCCCACCCCCCUUCCCUAACACCGCCCGGCUGUCGUUUUCCGCCAACAAAACAAACCCGUCGUCUGAUUGAAGACGAUUGAUUUGGUUUCGGCCCUUCUUCUAUUCACUGUAAGCGGUGGCUGCUUCGCGUUAGCUCGGAUUUCUCAGCCCCGCGGCCGUCAUCAUGUCCAAGUACACCAGCUUCCCAGACGCGGCCGAGGACCACAACCCAUUCCAGGACCCUGCAGUGACUCAACACAGCAGCAACACAGGAUACGCCACACUGGACCUGUACAACCCAUUUGACAACACGACUACUGGACCUCCGCCACCGUAUGAGGCCACUUCCCCCACUGCUGCACCUGUGCCUGCGCAGACCCCACCCAGCAGGACAACGCCCACUGAGCCACGCAACUAUGGCUCCUACACCUCCCAGACUGCGGUGAAUGCCACCACGGCCGAGCUGCUGAGGAAGCAGGAGGAGCUGGAGAAGAAAGCCCAGGAGCUGGAGAGGAGGGAGCGGGAGCUGGAGUCCCACAGCCUGGGACCCGGAGCUUCCCGUCAGAAUAACUGGCCCCCGCUGCCCUCCUUCUGCCCCGUGGGCCCCUGCUUUUACCAGGACAUCAACGUGGAGAUCACCCAGCGUUUCCAGCGCACUGUCACCAUCAUGUACUACUUCUGGAUGUUCUCCGCUUGCACGCUGGUCUUCAACCUGAUCUCCUCCCUGGCCAUGUUCUGCGUGGACCCCUCUGGCGGUGUGGGCCUGGGCCUCGCCAUCCUGUGGGGGCUCCUCUUCACCCCCUGCUCCUUCGUCUGUUGGUACCGGCCUAUGUACAAGGCCUUCAGGAGUGACAGCUCCUUCAACUUCUUCCUCUUCUUCUUCGUUUUCUUUGCCCAAGUGGUCACCUCUGUCGUGAUGACUAUCGGCAUCCCAGGAUGGGGUUUCAGCGGGUGGAUCGUGAGUCUGGCUGCUCUGAAUACCAGUGUCCCCGUCGGAGUGAUCAUGAUGAUAAAUGCCAUCUGCUUUACUGCCCAAGCCGCCAUGGGGGUCGUCAUGCUGAAGAAGGUCCACAGCCUGUACAGGCAGACCGAUGCCAGCUUCGUAAAGGCCCAGGCUGAGUUCGCCACCGGAGUCAUGUCCAAUCAGGCUGUACGCCAGGCCGCCACCACCGCGGCCACCACUGCUGCCCAGGGGGCCUUCACCGCGCCCCGGUAGAGAGGCACAAGAUGGGCCAGGAGAGGGAGAAGGUGGAGGAACAGUUCGGUAUUAAUUUCCCCACCGAUGAUUAGAAUUUGAUUGGGGGGGAGGGGACACCUAAACUUUAGGGCACUUGCAUGAGACAGAGGUGGGGAUGUCUAACUUCAAAAUACAGUCAUUUACAUGUACAGGACAAGUUAGCUAUAUUGCCAAAACAUGAGUCAGCAUAUCACAAAUGUUGAUCGAAGGAAAAAGAAAAAUGAUGUGAAAACGGUGAGACGUCGAUGCUGUAAGAAACCCUGUGUCACUGACAGGGCCGGGUCUAGGCAGGGGCAAGAGGGGGCCUGGCCCCCUCAAAUAAAUGUUGUGCCCCCUCAAACUAAAUAGGGUUAGGGUUAGGGUUAGGCACAAUGCCCCCUCAAGAUUUGUGGCUGCCCCCUCAUACAUGCCUGUCUAGACCCGGCCCUGGUCACUGAAUGCUUUUUAUAUGAAGACGACGAGCUGCGUGUGCCAAGUGGGAUAGUACUAACGUGCAUAUGUCCAAAAUCUAAAUGACCUGGAUGUACAUUGUGUUUACGAGGAGUCAUGUUUCACGACAGAUGUGAGAGUCGGAGCUGAACACUGAAGCGCUGCCAGUCUAACACGUGAUCCAUAUCUGAGCGGCUCAGCUUCGGCCGUCCCUACUUUCUGUUGCUUCACUGUAAAAACUAACACGUUGUUUUUGUUGUUGUUCCUAUUGAGAAUGCCUAUUUGCCGUGUUUGCCAAAAACCUCUCAUACUAUCAGGUUAUGAACAUGCGUUGUUUUUGGUUACGUUAUAUACUGUACCUGUCACUGGUCUGUUUGUGCAACUUGUGGUUCUUAUGAUUAUAUAUAAUUCACUGUCUUGGUUUAAUAAAAAAAUGAAUUGUCUUGCUUAUACAGUCA